Molecule: messenger RNA, 1428 nt
Organism: Amorphotheca resinae ATCC 22711
Lineage: Eukaryota; Fungi; Ascomycota; Leotiomycetes; Helotiales; Amorphothecaceae
Exons: 2
Coding region: 1-1428 (475 amino acids)
Cellular component (GO): nucleus
Source: RefSeq, a predicted model, not a curated record
AUGGCUCCAUCGGUCAAAGCCAUCGAGGCGAAACUGCGCAAAGCUGUCGAGGAGGUGUAUCACAGCGACCCGGAGCAGCUUACGGUGCGGUUCAUCCGCGACAAAGUAGAGCAUGAGCUCAAGCUCGACGAGGGAUUCUUCGCGACGCCGAAUUGGAAAGAUAGGAGCAAAACCCUGAUCAAGGACUGGGCUGCCAAAUUGAUCAACGAGGCAGAAGCCGACGAAGUCAGCGAUGAAGUCAAGUCCGAACCAGACAAGAAGCCUCCCCCAGCUAAGAAAGUGACGAAACGCGCUUCCAAGUUCGACAAACCGCCACCUAGAAAGCGUCAGAAGAAGGAAGAGACACCAUCAGAGGACGAGAUCAGCGAAUUGUCUGCGGAGGAGAGCCCCGCGUCUGAUCUUGAUGAUUCGGAUGCUAGCGAGGCGCCGAAGCCCAAGACAAAGGCCAAAUCAAAGCCAAGAGCACCAGUCAAACGCGAAUCAAAGAAGAGAGCAAAGGUCGAAUCUGAUGAAUCAGGGGAUGACGAUGUCAGUAAACCACAGUUCGAUAGUGAUGAGGACAGCGACGUGAAACCAGCCCCAAAGAAGGUGAAGAAGGAAGCCCAUAGCAGAAGGCAGUCAAAGAAACCCAAGAUCGAAUCCGAUGAAGAGUCUGAAGAGGAGUACAAAAGCAUCAAAAAGUCUCCAGUCCAAGCUAAAGCCGAAGCCUCCAUAAAAUCCGACGAGGAAUCCGAAGAAGAGGUCAAAAACAUCAAAAAGUCUCCAAUCAAAGCCGAAACCAAGCCCUCUGUGACACCUGAAGAUGCAGACGAGAAGGCCGAUAUCAAAGCCCAGGAUUCCGAUUCCUCUGAGAUGUCCAUAGUCCUCGACGAAGAACCCAAACGAAAGCGCAGAAGCAAAAGCAAAUCCGAAGCUUCGUCCUCUAAGUCCUCCAAAGCCAAAGCCGCGCCCAAACAAUCCAAAGACCUCUCUCCUGACGAAGUGCAAAUCAAGACCCUACAGACGCAGCUAACCAAAUGCGGAGUCCGCAAAAUCUGGGGGAUUGAGCUGAAGAAAUUCGGCGAUGAUAGCAAGAAGAAAAUCAAGCAUUUGCAGAGCAUGCUAAGGGAUGUUGGCAUGACCGGUAGAUUCAGUGAGCAGAGGGCCAGGGAGAUCAAGGAGCUAAGGGAGCUGCAGGCGGAUUUAGAGGCCGUGAAAGAGGGCGAGAGUAAAUGGGGUUUGGAAUCGGGAAGGAGGGCAAGAGGGCAGAGGAAGAGCUUGAAGGAGUCUCCCGUCGACGACGAAGAUGAGGAUGUGGAUGUGGAUGAGGAGAGCGAGGGAAGGAAUACCAAAAGUCGGACUACUAUGAGCGGGAAGCCCAGCAACAAGGCUGCGAGAGCCAAGCAGGACUUGGCAUUCUUGGGGGACGAGGAGAGUGAUUCUGAUUAA